AUGGAGUACUAAGAUUACACUAGGACACUUGGCAUUCUCUGUAUAUAUCAAGGAUACUAAAAAGACUCUAGCUCGAAGCCAAGUUAAAACCCCGAAAGAAAAUUUGAGGAAUUAAGUCAAUAGCAGAAAUAGAAAUGUUCAGAAUAAGAUAAGCCGAAAAUCUUUACCCUCUAAAACUAGCUAAUAAGCCAAAAGAUACGAGAAUAUCAUAAGAAAUUACAAGAAAGUGGUGCACUAAAUCGAGAUGAGAUCAGGAGAUCAAGAAAUAAUAGCGAAUCUAAUAAAUAACCAUUAGUUUCAGAAGACACUAGAAUUUAAUCUGGAUAUAUAACAAUAAAUACCUAUGAAGAUCUGCAAAGACCGAAUGUGUUUAUUAACCCUGAAUCAGCUAAAAGAUUGUAGCCUAUAAUCAAUCAUAGCUUGUUAAAUCUUCAAAACUUUAGGGGAUUAAGUAAUGACAAAGUUGAGUCAAAAAGGUCAAUUCCUAUUUCUUCAUUUUCAAUUCAAGAAUUUUAAAAACCUAUAUUGCAAAAAAAGCAGGAUCCUUUAGGCAAGGGAAUUGAAGACAAUUCUUUUGUUUUAAGAGUGAAUCAAAUGCUUAACACAAGGAAUAGAAAUAAUGGAUAAGUUUUAGCAACAUAAAAUUAAAGGAAAAAUACUCCUUAGAGACCAUAAACUGCAUAUGUUGGCUAAUAAUAGAAAAAAGAAACUCCUUAUGUUGCAAGAACUAUUUCAAGACAUCAAAUUGCCCCUACUCAGUAGAAGCACAUGAAUAGAGCAGUUAGAGAAUUAUUAUAAAUAAAGUAAAUGAUGAUUGUUCCAAGCAAUUGUAUAGCUUUCAAUAAUACGAAUAGAAAUUAGAGUGCUAAGAUAAAGAGGGAUUUAUCUGGCAAUGAUUAGAGUCCGAUUGAGAAUCCAAAAAAUCAAAUAUUAAAACGUAUAGUUAAAUAAAAGAUCUCUCGAGGAAUAAAUUAAGUAGAGUAUCAAGAUGUUUAUGAUGAUAUAUAAGUCAAUCUAUCAAAGUCUUAUCAUACCUUAAGCGAUAUAAGUAGUAGAAGAAACCUUAAGGAUAAAGAAGAUACAUAAGUUGAGAAAAACUAUAAAACCUUGCAGAUAAGCAAUCCUAAUAACAUCAAGAUAGUAUCUGAUGACAAUUCUCCUCUGCUGAGAGUAAGAAAUGAAAAUUUAAUUAAGAAGAAUUUCUUGAUACAAAGCUACUCUCGAAAAGAAACCAGAAAUGUAAACUUUUACCAUCCCCUCUCUAAAUCUAAAAAUUAUCAAGAUAAGUCAAAAAAUAAUGACCUAGAGGGCUUGUGA
Stylonychia lemnae is the source of this 1317-nucleotide messenger RNA. NCBI's taxonomy places the organism in Eukaryota, Ciliophora, Spirotrichea, Sporadotrichida, Oxytrichidae. The record is from the annotation of a GenBank genome assembly.